This is a messenger RNA of Penicillium bovifimosum, 3888 nucleotides long. RefSeq lists its product as uncharacterized. Bases 1 to 3888 code for a protein of 1295 amino acids. NCBI's taxonomy places the organism in Eukaryota, Fungi, Ascomycota, Eurotiomycetes, Eurotiales, Aspergillaceae. The transcript has a single exon. The record is from RefSeq and is a predicted model, not a curated record.
AUGGCUGAAAUCACCGGCAAACGUGAGCGAAGGAAAAGCCUGAGUGUGUUCGGUCCGUCCCUCACAAUUUCGAACCCCAUCCGACCUCCGCUCCAUGAACGAACACCCUCGGACGAUACCCUGACCCGAGAUAAGAAAGCCCGCCGUAACUCCGGUUUCUUCGGGCGCUCGCAUAGUCACAACAGAGGGUCCAACACAGCACAUAUCCGACGCCCUGGAACAGCAGGGUCUGAUACCGCCGGCUGGGCGGCUUCAACAGUCAGCAACGAGACCCCUCGGCCGCGGAGGAAGUCGCUACAGAAGAAGAGAACAUCGGUUUUCGGAUCUUUGAGGUCACUGCACUCACAUGAGGAUGAUGACCCUCUGAGUGCCUCCCCAUCGGUGGGGGACGAGCAGUCCAUGAACGGUCCCCGAAAUGGAAUUUGGUCGUCUGCAAUCCUCCAUCAUGGCGAAGUUCAAAUGACUGGGGGCAUGUGGAGGAAGAAGAGUCAAUACUUGGUUCUCACGGACACACAUAUUAUUCGCUUCAAAAAUCAGAGCAAAGCCGCCGACGUCUUUUCUUCGAUCCCCGUUUCCUACACCCGGGCCCCGGCCGCCCAUCGCCAAUCGGUGGCAUCAAUCAGCUCUCUGCAGGAUAUGCAACACAUGGCAACUGGUGACUCGUCCGCUGGCAUUCCGUUGAACAGUAUCAUCGCGGUCUACAUGCUGGAGGAUGCGCGAUUGUCCCCUUCGGUCGAGGUGGCCUAUCUCGAUGAGCGCACACACAAAUCCACAUUGGUCCAGAUGCAAACAUCUGAUUUACAAGAAUUGAACCUCUGGAUGGUCGGGAUCCGCCAAGCUGCCCAGAUGGCGAGAGCCAACUUUCCAAUGGCAUUCACGAAAGGCUCGGUCGAGUAUGUAACUCGAAUGCUGGAACACGAACGAGAUUACGAUCCGGAGGUAUUCCGCAUGUUCCGGGUUAUACAGAUUGCAUCCAGCAAGUCGAUCACCCGCUCUUCGUCCGAUGACCUGACCAAGCUGUCGCCUACUGGCUGCUAUCUUGCUAUUGGCGCGCACAAACUUCAUCUACUUCCCAUGCAGAAGACAACGAAUCGAUCUUCGGCGGUCUCCCUAUCAGACUGGGAGUCUGGCACUUCUUUUGGUCUGAUGAAUAUGACUGGUUUGUCGAUGGAGUACGGUGAUGAUAGCUUGCAUCUGACUUUCAGGGUUCCGCUUAAGAAAUCAUUCAAUGUGUUCCUAGCCUCGGUUCAUUCCGUCGAAGUCGCUUGUUGGAUCCGCCAACAUACUGAAUACCUGCGCCCACUGUGGACACGACAGCCAUAUGAAUUUUUGGUCCCGAAAGAUUUGCAAAACGACGACAACUUCCCACCUGUUGAGUUGAAUGAAGAUUACGGAUGCUUUGACCGAACGCUGGUUGCCUACUCCGCCAGUUAUGAUAUCGAUACCUCAAACAUUCGAUACACUAUCGAUUCGGAAUGCGAGGAUGCUCCAUGCUUCCGUCUUCUCAAGCCCGCCUCACCAAGGGCCAGGUACCAGGCUUUGGAACUCAUCGCGGUGAUGCGCGCACUUCGUUACAAUGAAUUCUUCCGGUCAAUAUCUUUCCGCGGCAUCAAUCUUGAUGCACUGCAGGGCCUCCGUGAUGCGCACGGGGUUGACACCGAUGUCCAUCUCGACCGAGGAGGCUGCUUCGUGCACAUCCCGGGCCAAGCGGAUCUGUCUGUUCUCUCACAAGAGGUGCGCGCUUUGGCUUUGAAAAGUAAAUGGCUGCGCCGACUAGAUUUUUCAUACUGCCUUACCCGGGUACCAACACAGACCCUCGACAAGAGCGUUCGCGACCCUGGCUGCGGGAUUCCAGAGGCGAUAUUCCCCGUGUGCCGCCGAGAACUGACCAGUGUGGACUGGGUUGUGCUCAAUGGGAUUAAGCUGGGUGAGUCUGAUUUGGAUUAUCUCGUCGAUGCGGCAUCGCAACGGCGCAGUCACCUGCGGGCUCUGGAAGUCGGAGACUGUGGAUUGUCUGUGCAUGACCUCGACCUCAUUUUGUCGACUAUUAUCGCUCAAGAAGCAACGCUCGAGGCGAUCAACAUCUCGGGCGUACAAGGCCGCUUGAAUCCCGACGUGCUGCAGCAAUACAUUGGCUACUUCGGACAAAUUCGCAAAAUCAACCUAUCUCGCAUUUCACGCACGUCUGGUGAUGACCCGCUCAUCACGGCUGAAAUGUUAUUCAACUGGCGACUUGAAGAGCUGGCUCUCAGUCGGACAGCCGUGAACCGCGAAACUGUGGAUGCCAUUGCCACUUACCUGGCCAGCGAUCGCUCUCGCAACCUUCGUGUGCUUCGCCUUGAUCAGUGUGGUCUUACCGGAGAAGACGUCGCUAUGUUUAUGCACUCGAUGACCGACGGUCCGCAUGCCUCACGUAGCCUCCAUUUGCACGUCAAUGAGAACCGCCUCGACACUGGCUGCUCCCAUAUCUUCAAUGCUAUUACGAAGAAUCAGACCCCCUCGCAUUUGUCCAUGCGCAUGAUUGACUUUAAGAAGGAAGAUCAUUUCCGUCAGCUGGUGGAAUCCGUUCGCACGAACACCACUCUUAAGUUUCUGGAUAUCUCGAAGGCUUCUCUCCCGUACGAUGCCAGUCCUGAGACCUGCCGAGCCUUGCAGCUGAUGCUCGAGGAGAACAAGACUCUCGAGGCUUUGGAUAUCAGCGGAGACAAUGCUCAUCUUGAUGUUGCACGCUUUGGCAUUGGUCUCAACCUUGCAUUGACUGGCCUGAAGAAGAACACGUCUCUCAAGGUCCUGAGGAUCGAGCACCAGAAACUCGGUCUUCAAGGUGCGAACACCCUCGCCUCUGUAUUGGAAGAGAACGACUCACUGCGUGAGGUACACUGCGAGAACAAUGACAUCAACCUUCAGUCGUUCACGGUGUUAGUCAAUGGGCUUCAAUGCAAUCAUUCCCUUCUCUCACUUUCCUGCAUGACUCGGGAUCGAGUCAUGUCGCUCGACAAAGUGCGCCGGGAGGUUGACAAUGUCCGACGUGAGGCUAGUAAUAGCCACCAGACUUUGACCGGAAAUUCGAUCCGUCGCUCUCUAUAUGCAGCGAUGAGCGUUGGUCAAGGGGCGCAUGUGCACAAGCUGAGCAAAGCACCGCCGCCUAAGGUCGUCUCGGCCCUGGAGAACUCGCCCUUUGCCAACCACAAUGUUGAACUAGUUUUGCAGUCUCUCAACCAGAGAUGGGACGCGGAAGUCGCCCGACUCAAUCGAUAUCUCUUGCGCAACUACAAUCUCGCCCAUGGCAUUGAGAAUGUUGAAGAUGACGAUGCUGCCAGCGAUGGACGACCUGCAACAGCAGCGAGCCUGGGCACAAUGCUCGACAAUCUCAAAUUCGAGGUGUCCGUUUCGGCAGAUGAGAUUCGCGCGUCACCACCGGACGAGUCACCUGCUAGUCUUCGACUUUCAGAGACGUGCGACAGUCAGUCCCCGCCUUCCCCAACCGAGUCCAGCGAGUCCAGCUUAGCCCUACCAACCCGUCUUCUAUCCAAUUCCCGUCGCCCACAAACCGCCAGCGCUGCACAAGUCCUUCCAUCCGAUCAUUCCUCUUCCUCUUCCGGGUCUCACAUAGCCCUCCCCGUUCCAGCUGUGCCAUCGGCAGCCCGCAAAGCUGAAAGUGUCCGCAGCGGACACAGCUCCUACAGCAGCGCUUCAAUAGGUGCCGGCAGCACGCGCAGUGCCUACGGAAUGGCGUCAUCGACGCUGAGAGGCUUCCUCGGCAGCACCGCAGUGAAAGAACGUCGCCGAGCAGAUGCAAUGCGCGCCUCGCCUGUAUGUGUGAACAGUGAUAAGCCACCUCGGCUAGACUGGGCGCCUCCUAAACUCGACUUGCAGGAGCUCCAGUAG